GCGCGUAGUAAUGACGUAUCAGACAUGCGACGGCUAGUUUGCCAAAACGAAAAUUCUAAACGACACACGUUUAACAUUUUGAAAAAUGUCUUUUCUCGAUGAUGAAUCCUCGGAUGAGCGACUGGCCGGUGAAACGAAGUUGGAGGGUUUCCUUUUCAACUGUGAGCUGUCCUCCAAAGUGCCUUUUUACACUUUCCAAGGCGAUGAAGAGGAAGAUUUGGAACACUUCUUGGAAUUGAGAACAGUUUGCCUUGGGGAGGGUGCAAAGGAGGAAAACAAUGUGGUGGAAGUCACAGCCAUGAACCAUCAAGGGAAGACCAUCUCAGUGCCCAUUGCCAACCUUCACAUCAGCUGCCUGCCAAUGGUUAGUCUGGCAGAGUUUGAGCUGAAAGCCCCAAUAACCAUCCGGCUCAAGUCUGGGACAGGGCCAGUCACUAUCAGCGGGUUACACCUGAUUGCCUCACAAGUCGAAGAGUCAGAUCUGUCCGACGAGGAGGAAGAGGAGGACGAUGAUGACGAGGAGGAGGAAGAGAUUGUCCCCAUCAAACCAGCAAAGAAAAAGAAGCAGCAGCAGCUGUGAGCAGCUGGCGGUCACCUUUUUAACAAAUGUGUUUUUGUACUAUGUGGAGACUUUUUACAGCGUUCCUACUUCUUUCACGCGGCCCACUGGAUGGUCAGCGUGGUCACAGUUGAUUGUUGGCUGGCCUGGAAUAUAAACACUAUGACUGGAGCGCUGUGUCAUCGUGUAGAUAUUCUCACUUCUUCACCCCUCAGUUUCCUGCUGUGAACUUUCCAUCUUGGCAGCAUGUUAACUGUGGAUGUUCUGUUGCAGAAGAACUGUUUGCUGUUAAAAUGUCGUCAAUGUUUUCUAUGACGCAGCAAUUACUGAAUGCAGAUUUGCAAUGGUGGGCACAGGUAACCAAAAAGUUAGCUUCGAUAACAGUUAAUCCGCUAACUGAAAAGUUAUCUUUUGUAAAGCUAAACCGAUAAACCCCUAAAAAAUUUGGCUGAAGUCACACAUAAAAGCUAAACCGAUAACUUUCAGUAUUGAUUUCAGUACACUAGGAGCUACUGACACCGCAACGAGCCAGUGCUUCUGUGUUAGAUUAGCUUUCUCUCAGCAAAAGACACCUAGUGACUGAGGCGGAGAAGGAAAAGUAAAGACAAUUUCUUUACACCAUAAUGACUCACCAGCAUAUCACGCCAGUCAUCAACAGACAUAUGGUUAAAAUUUUAACUAAUUCCAGACAAGUUAUUUAAUUUAACAUCACAUCUGGCGUUUUAUAAAGUGAAAAUAUUGGCUAUAUGUUUUAGUUUUAAAGUAAUGCACUAAUUUUGAAGGUUUUAGAGAUUGGGCCACAUAUGCUACAGUGCAUUAUGUGUAACGUUUCACGACAGGACAAAUGCAUUGAGGCACUCUGAUGAGGCUGCACUUUAACCGCUGUGCACGGACAACAGCAUUAAUCUCUUUGUAUAAUGUGCCUAAAACGC
Molecule: messenger RNA, 1491 nt
Organism: Thalassophryne amazonica
Lineage: Eukaryota; Metazoa; Chordata; Actinopteri; Batrachoidiformes; Batrachoididae
Gene: npm3
Product: nucleophosmin/nucleoplasmin, 3
Exons: 5
Coding region: 86-580 (164 amino acids)
Biological process (GO): chromatin remodeling
Cellular component (GO): nucleoplasm; nucleolus; cytoplasm
Molecular function (GO): chromatin binding; histone binding; RNA binding
Source: RefSeq, a predicted model, not a curated record